Molecule: messenger RNA, 1825 nt
Organism: Blepharisma stoltei
Lineage: Eukaryota; Ciliophora; Heterotrichea; Heterotrichida; Blepharismidae
Source: the annotation of a GenBank genome assembly
AUGAAAACAAGAUCAAAAAAUAUUUCAGUCCUUUUUCGAGAUGGAAUUUCUCAAUCCCAUAUUAAAGGUGUAAAUAGGCUUCAAGCCUUUGAAAAUCAUCUUUUCUCAGCUGGCAGAGAUGGGAUUGUCCGACAAUACGAUCUAAACACUCUUGAAAUCGAGCAUGCUUAUGACAGGCACAUUCACUGAGUAAGCGAUAUACAAAUUGAUGCAACUUUAGGACUUCUUUUUUCCUCUUCAUAUGACAGCACUAUUGCUAUAUGAUCACUUCAGUCUUCAGAAUUUGCUACUGAUCCAAUCCGUAUCAUUGAAAAUCAUAAAGACUAUAUUCAAACACUUAAAUACAUUCCAUCCCAAAGAAUUUUAUAUUCCGGAGGCCAAGACUAUACUCUUAUAAGAUGGGAAAUUUCGAAUUUAGACCAAAUAAGGUCGAUAAAAGUUCUAAACACAAAUGGCAACUCUAUUUGGUGUAUAGACGCUGAUGAAACAGGAGAACUUAUAGGAAUGACGUUUUCAAAUAACGUAAGAAAUAUUCAGACACCCAAAAUAAUGGACACUCGAGGAGCUAAAAAUUUUAUUGACUUAAAAGGACAUACAGAUCAUGCACGAAAAAUCAUAAUAAGCCCUGAUGGAAGAAAUUGCUUGACAGCUGGAGCUGAUAAGACGAUAAAAUUAUGAGACAUAGGCACACAUAAAGUAAUUGAGUCAUUCCAUAUACAUUCUGACUCUGUAAAUGCACUCAAAAUGGACUGAAAUACUGGGACUAUGUAAAGGAUAUUUAGAUUUUCUGGGGAUAGGCAUGGAGAUGUGUUCAAGACUGAAAUUAUUUCAAAAACCUCUGAAAAAGUAAUUGAAAACGAAUUCCCUGUGCUAGAUGUGCUAGGUAUUAAUAGUGAUAUCUGAAUAUCAGAUACAAAUGGAGAUAUUAAAACAAUACAGUCAGCUGAAACAAAAACAAUAAAAAGUUUGCCACAUAUAAACAAAUUUGAAGUAUGUGAUAACAAAAAAUGGAUUAUUACAAAAAACUCAGAAGGGACUGUACAAACUUGGAACAUAUUGACUGGAGAAUCAGAAAAAACAGAAAAUACCUUUGAAGAAGCUGUAACAGCUAAAAAUUCAGGAAAAGCCUGGUCACCCCUGGAUGGGUCUACCUUGCUCUACGGAUCUUCUGGCAGUCCAGAUCUAUCUUGGGCAGCCUGGCAAUCGGCUCUAAUUGACAAUCUUGUUCUACCUGGCUCUACUAGCUCUACCUGGCUCUAAUAUAUCAUUGCGCAAUUCAUUAAAUUAUUUUUCAAAACUUAGGUAAUUUAUUUUGGUAGAGCCAGAUUGCCAAGCUGCCAGGUAGAACUAGAGAGCCAGACAGCAAGGUGGAGCCAGGCUGCUAUGUAGAGCUAGGCUGCAUAGAGCAAGGUAGACCCAGUCAGGUUUGACCAAAGCCACUCCCAGCUGAUUUUCAGUUAAAAUUCAUCUUGGGAGCCUCAUGCUUGAGUUUUCUCACAGUGACAGUCAUAUGGCUGAAGAAGAUUAUAACGGGAAAUUAAUAAAUUAUGGUUCUGUGUUUAUGAAACGAGUUUUUCACCAUUGAUUACUCAAAGAAGAGCAGAAAUAUAGAGAAGCCAAUCCUAAUGCUCCUCAAAGGAUUUCUAUUUUAAAUGAAGGCACUUCCGAGAUUGAAAAAUAUGUCCUUAUAUUAAUACAAAUAGCUGAAAAUAUCAUUGAAAGUAUUUAUCGGUGUCCGAUAAAUAGGCUAGACACCGAUGAAAAUCUGCCAGAUAUUCCUAUGUGGGUGCAAAGGCUUAUUUUCAGCUCAAAAUAUAAACACUAA